Molecule: messenger RNA, 2147 nt
Organism: Aspergillus steynii IBT 23096
Lineage: Eukaryota; Fungi; Ascomycota; Eurotiomycetes; Eurotiales; Aspergillaceae
Product: MCT family MFS transporter
Exons: 2
Coding region: 451-2013 (520 amino acids)
Biological process (GO): transmembrane transport
Molecular function (GO): transmembrane transporter activity
Source: RefSeq, a predicted model, not a curated record
CGGCAUUCAUUCUCUUGCCGUCACAAUCAGCUGGUACUAUACUCCAAAUCUUCUUCACUUUCCCCAGAUCGUCCCCUUUACCCCAACUUCCCCCCACCGGCUCAGUCGGCACCAGGACCACCUAUCCUAGUCCAUGGUUUCGCACCGGUCCUCUCCACCCGGCGAGGCAGUCCAAUGACGAUUCUUGAAUCCUGGCAGACUCGGCCAUUUGGCCGACUUCCUGCGGCCAAGGCCUCGCUAGCUGGCCAGGAAGUGAUGGAUUUACUACCUCCUACUGAAUCCGUGACACAUUAGUUGCAAUUUAUUCGAGAUGACUUCGUCCUCUCUUUCUCCUACUCCAGAAUUCCAGGUUUAUUGAUCAUGCGGUUAUAAAUGUCCGAGUCUUCUAUCAUUCGUGUGCAGUCUUAGCUCCAGUCGAUUCGUUGGGCUGCUAUAGAAGGCACGUCGCAAAUGGCCGAUAACACUCCAAUCGAUGUGACUCAUUCGCGGGACCCUGAUCGAAGUGAUCCGAUUUCCAGGGUCUCGCCUCAUGACUCCAGGAUUCGUCCAGACCAAGACAGCUCGCCUCCUCUAGAAGCGCAACGGAAAGCGGGUGCCAAAAGCCUUGAGACCAAAUAUCAGCAGGAUGUCGUGCCCGACGGUGGGUACGGCUGGGUCUGCGUUGCGUGCGUGUUCUGGAUCAAUGCCCACACAUGGGGGAUUAACAGCAGUUAUGGUGUAUUCCUCUCCCACUACCUCUCGCACGAUGUAUUUCCCAACACCUCGGCAUUGUCCUAUGCCUUUACCGGCGGUCUCAGUAUCUCAUGUGCACUUCUAGUUGCUCCGCUGGCAACUUACCUCAUUCAUGUCUUUGGGACCCGACUGGUGCUCAAUCUGGGUGUGUUUUUUGAGACUAUUUCCCUAAUCGGAUCGUCCUUUGCCACCCAGCGGUGGCAUAUCUUCCUGAGCCAAGGCGUCUGUUUCGGAUGGGGCAUGGGCUUCCUGUUCGUCGGUAGCGUGGGAAUCACUCCCCAAUGGUUCCUUCGCCGGAGAAGCCUCGCCAUGGGCAUCAACGCUGCCGGGUCCGGCCUGGGAGGGUUAAUCUACUCCCUCGCGGUGGGCGCCAUGAUCCCUAGAUUGGGCCUGAGUUGGGCCUUUCGGAUCCUGGGUAUAAUCGCCUGCGUGGUCAACCUGGUUGGGGCAAAUCUGCUUCGGGACCGGAAUAAGGCCGUAGGAAGCCGCUACCAAGCCUUCCAUUUACCGUUGCUUAAACGCCCCGAGUUCAUCUUGUUUCUUGGCUGGGGAGUCCUCAGCAUGCUGGGCUACGUCGCGGUGCUGUUCAGCGUGGCCAAUUUCGCUCUCUCCGUCGGCCUGUCAUCCCACCAGGGCAGUAUCGUCAGCGCCCUGCUUAAUCUGGGCCAGGGCCUUGGUCGACCCUUCGUGGGUAUGUUCAGCGAUAAACUUGGUCGCCUCAACAUCGCCACGUUCCUGAGCUUCCUCUGUGGGCUAUUCUGUCUGGUGAUUUGGAUCUUUGCGCGGAGUAUGGGUGUGGUUUGCUUUUUCGCGGUUCUUGUUGGCACAGUCGCAGGCACAUACUGGGCUACUGUCACGCCGGUCCUCGCUGAGAUCAUGGGCCUGAGAGACCUGCCCAGCGGGCUCAGUAUCAACUGGAUCAUUCUGGUUGCGCCUACCACGGUCUCCGAGGCCAUCGCUCUCCUCUUGAGAGACAACGACUCCAAGGACUCCGUCUAUCUGAGGGUGCAGAUCUUCACGGGUUUCAUGUACAUCGGCAGUUCAAUAUGCCUGUGGGUCGUGAGAGGCUGGAAAGUCGGGGAUUUGAUUCGAGCUCAGCACGAGAAAUCGUCGGCAAUGGCUGCACAGGGUUCCGUUAUAGAAGAAAGUCGUUGCGAUGUCGAGGGAAAACAUGACCCUUCAGUGCCACCACCGGUUCAGCCCGAUCCACAGUCACCUUCGGUGCAGCCGUGGUCUCUACCCGUUUUACUACGUGGCAUGGUGGCUUGGAAAAAAGUAUAAGCACGGUUUCGGAUAGAAACCAUGGGUUUUAAGAUACAAAAAUCAAUCCAACACUAGAUAUGUAAUCAACAGAGUCUACGAACGUAUGUCUCUGCGGGAAAUGAUCAACCAGGCAGUUAUACAUAAUGGAGCCU